AUGAAUAAAACUUGGAUCUCGUCAUUGAACUGUUUUAUUCUCAUUUUAUCUUUACGUACUGUUAAUAAAUAUUUAUUAAAUGAAGUAAAAUAUGUGGUACAAACUAACAUCGAUGUACCGUCUAAUACAAAUUUACUAUAUGGGAAAAUACCUUUUAGAAAUGUUAGAUAUUUGGAAACAUUAAAUCAAGGGGCUGUUAUACGUUACUCAAAUGGAGAUAGUCGCAACGGUGAGUCCGAUUCCAAAAAUGAAAAUGGAGUCGAACAAAACCCUGAAACUCAAACUAAAAAUGAGACAACUCCAACUGAGAACUCUGGCACUCAAAAUGAGAACUCUGGCACUCAAAGUGAGAACUUUGGCACGCAAACUACCGAAGUACCAAUUGAAAGUAGAAGUCGCAUCGAAACAUAUGAUGAGUUUGCUCGAUACAGAGACUUGAACCGACCUCCAGACACGCAUUAUCCACCAGGACCUCGUCCAGGCUACAAACGUUCUUAUGCAAACUCCAUACAAUCAUUUAGUGUUUUAAUAACCAUUAAAGUAUUCUUCUUUUUAUGCUUAAUUAAUAAGUAAACUAGUUUUUAUCGUAUAUCGUACGAUCAUAUUUUUAAUGCGCCUUUUCAUGUUGUCCCCGUUGAAUAAUUUUCCUUUCACGUCUUAUUCUUAUUAGAAGCAUUGCUUUAUUUCUGGUUACAGCGUGAACUACGCAUUUUAGGUAUUUCUAAAUAUCCACAAAUAUGGUCUUUUUAU
Molecule: messenger RNA, 750 nt
Organism: Papilio polytes (common Mormon)
Lineage: Eukaryota; Metazoa; Arthropoda; Insecta; Lepidoptera; Papilionidae
Exons: 1
Coding region: 1-573 (190 amino acids)
Source: RefSeq, a predicted model, not a curated record